Molecule: messenger RNA, 566 nt
Organism: Raphanus sativus (radish)
Lineage: Eukaryota; Viridiplantae; Streptophyta; Magnoliopsida; Brassicales; Brassicaceae
Product: cyclin-dependent protein kinase inhibitor SMR4
Exons: 1
Coding region: 186-410 (74 amino acids)
Biological process (GO): regulation of DNA endoreduplication
Source: RefSeq, a predicted model, not a curated record
GAAAUGUUUUAAAAGGAAACCAAAAAAUUUCAAGGUUUGAUUUAAUCUUAUUUAUUUAUAUUAUAAAUAAACAAGUAACCGCUUCUUCUCAUACUUCAAAAGUUUUUCCGCCCUUUAAGAUUUUGAAAUCGAGAGAGGGAGUAAGCUAAGGAGGAGGAUUGAAAGAGAGAGAGAGAGAGCGAAGAAUGGGGGAGGAGGUGGUGGAGAGGACGAGUGAGAUGGUGGAGGAAGGGUGUACGACGCCGAGAAGCACCAAGUAUAGGAUUCCGGUGUCGUUGGUUUGUCCUCCGCCGCCGAGGAAGAAAUCAAUGGUGGUGAGGAAACGAGAUCCGCCGAAGAACGGUUAUUUUCAGCCGCCGGAUCUGGAGACUCUGUUCUAUGCACGUCCUCGACGAGAAGCAUGCGCUUAGAUCUAGGCUUUGCUUUGCUUUGCUGUGUUGUUGUUUUUGUAGAUACAUGUUUCCCCAUUUCACUGUAGUCUCUCUCGGAGACACUUUCAUUUUCCCUUUUGUGUAUCGAAUUUGAGUUUUACUAUAUGCAAAAAAAAAAAGAAGAGAUUCUCAGAA